This is a messenger RNA of Labeo rohita (rohu), 1514 nucleotides long. It is a transcript of the gene ccdc33, whose product is annotated as coiled-coil domain containing 33. The transcript is spliced from 12 exons. Gene Ontology annotation, cellular component: peroxisome. The coding region runs from base 163 to 1350 and encodes 395 amino acids. The record is from RefSeq and is a predicted model, not a curated record. Lineage: Eukaryota; Metazoa; Chordata; Actinopteri; Cypriniformes; Cyprinidae.
UCUCUAUUGUGCUCUCUGUUUAGCAGCUAUAAAGUUGCCAGGCAGGAUUUGUGUUGUGGAAACCCAAGGUUGGGUUGCUAACAUAGUCAGAGCUGUCAGUUCAUCCAGCCAUUCAUUCAGCUGUUUAAUAUUCCUGUCAAGAGCUCUGAACUGUCUAGCCUCAUGCAGAACCCAGAGAAACCUCCGAAUGAACCUGCUGGUGCACAGAUGGAAAGCGAUUCUUAUGAUUUGCCGUCACAUGAUGCUGUCUCUAAGAUCCUGUCGGAGUAUCUUCACCUCCUCAAAAAGCCUAAAACUCAGAGCAGGACAGAAUUUGUACCACAGAAGAAGUCAAAGUCUCAGCUCAACCAAACGUUUGAUGUUUAUUCACCACUCAAAAGUCCACCAGUGCCUGAAUUUGAAGAUGACCCUCAUGCAGGUGAAGUCACUGAACAUCAGGUUAAAGAGUUGGAAAACUAUCGUGCGGCGAUGCAUAAGAUGGCGGAUGACAUCCUGGCCUUGCGCUCUCAGGUGAGCGUGCUAGAGUCUGAGAACAGUCAGCUGCGACAGGACCUCUCUCUGCAUCAAGACCUGGGCCGCACCCUGCUGGACGACACCGACAUUGACGUCAUGACCAAGGCUGAGAUUGCUGACCGGAUCGCCUCUCUGAAGUUCAAGCUGUCUAGUGAGAGCAGUAAAGCAGCUGCCCAGAAGGACAGAAUCCAACAGCUUCAAAACGAGCUCAUCAGGAAGAACGACAUUGAGAAAGAGUUUGUGCAGCUGCAAAGAGCACAUCAACAGCAGCACGCUGUGCUAAAGAAAUAUCAGGCCCGUAGUGGUAAAAUAUCUGCACUGGAGGAUACAGUUCGCCAACAGGAAAAGGUCAUUGAGAAGAUGGAGAAAAUACUGGAUGCAAAACUGAAAGAAAGAAAUAAAGAGAAUUCAGAGAAGAAGAGAACAGCUGUGAAACAUAAAGAUGAAGAGGAGCUCAAGAGGAGAGAGAUCGAGUCUGUGCUGGCGGCAGAAAACUCUCGACUCAGAGAAGAGCUGCACAGACUGCGAAAUUUACCACCACCUGUCAUCAUUCAACAGCCUGUGCAGUCCCAUCAGCCUUUCUCAGACAGUGAGAAGCUGGAGUUAUUGACACAGCUGGCGAGAGCUGAUGGUCGAAUCCAGACACUGGAACAACAGCUGAAAGAGAACUCCAGACAGUGGGGGAAAGAGAAACAAGAGAUGUUGACCAGACUCAGUGAAUAUGAACAUGGAUUUGCUCGAACAUCAACUAUGAUUCUUCAUGAUCUACCCAUGAAAAGUGUGACUGAUUCUGUUUUGGGACAUCCUCGACACAGGCAGCUGGAACCUCUGAAGUGACCACAUCUUAUCAAUCUCUGCUAUCUGCUGGAGUUCAGCGGUUUGAUAGUGAGCAUGAUGGGCUUCUCAGGCAGCAGGAUGAGCUCAAACGUGCUCCUCACCUCCACCUGCCUCUUCUUUUCAAACCUGAAGUUCUCCAACAUCUAUAAAGAUGACAAAACAGC